CUCUGGCCAAACAGAAUGCAAUUGCAGGGUGUGUUAUCCGCUUCAUCUUCUUCUCUGAAAUUGGAAGUGAGAGGUUCAUGGGACACACAACAGAGACUCCCUUAUAACCCUAAUGCUCCUAGAAAGCUUAAGAAGAACAACGUUCCCGUUCCCAUUCCCACUCCCACUUCGACUGCACCAAUUACGCGAAAAGAGCAAUACAUUUCUGAUCUUCUCAAGCGCGCCACCCCUCUUCCCACUCUAGCGCACGUAGAAGAGCAUGAUGAAACCUACUUGGGGCUUGAGAGAUGGUUGCCAACUCCACCCAAGGUCGUGAAGCCUCGAUCUGUUUUUAACGCUGCUACUUUGGCAUACAUUGGCGAUUGCAUAUAUGAGCUAUAUGCUCGUAGGCACUUUUUAUUUCCUCCCCUUAGUAUCGAUGAAUACAAUGAUCGUGUUAUGGCAGUUGUGCGUUGUGAGGCUCAAGAUGCAUUACUGCAGAAACUUCUUGACACUGACUUCUUAUCAGAUCAAGAGAGGGACGUUCUUCGAUGGGGAAAGAAUAUUGGUUCUAGCAAAACCAAGACAAAGAAACGUGCUGGUGCAGCUGUGUAUAGCAGAGCAUCUUCACUAGAAACAUUAGUUGGGUAUCUGUAUUUGACAAAUGUGAAUCGCUUGGAAAAACUAAUGUUAGAGUUGGGAUUCUCAGUUGACUCUUCAAUGCCUUUGAAUGUGGAGGAAGCAAUUACAGGUGAAUUAAACAAUGGAUAAAAGAUGAUCUUCAGGCAAUCUUCCACUGGGGCAAGCAAAACAACUUUUGACUAUUUUGUUCUGAUCCAUUGUAUUUUUCUGCAUAGCGAAUAUCCCAGUAAAUUGACCUCCUCUUUUACUUUGGUGGGAGAAGCUGUAUCAGUACCACAUUCUCCAUGCUAAUCGGAACCCUUUGAGGAUGUUGUGCAAAGAUUUUGGUACCAUAGUUUGUUUGCAAUUUAUCUUGUUAAGUGGGGUCAGUCAAAAGAAGAGAAUAAUGCUGGGAACUUUUGGUUAUAUGUGGUAGAUUUGUGUUAGGGUUUGCAAUUUUAUACGAAUUUGGUUGAGUUGGUUCAUGUGGGAAUUUAGUUAGUUGAAUACCAAGGACACAAAGACUAAGAUAUCUAUUUGUAACAUUACUGUAGAAUAAUUAUUUAGUUAAAAUUUCGAUCCAAUUACAUGUCUCGUAAUUUGUAAGUGGCGUUUAGCGCAUGUUACUAACAGAUGUGAUGAGUAAGCAAGUUAGCUGGUGUGCCAGGAAACAAGAAACUUUUUUUUUUAACGCACAAGAUGCCCUUCUGAUUCCACUAGUGCUUGAAGUUGAAAUUCAGAACAUGCGAUUGAUAUGGAAAAGGCUCUUAAAACAAUUCGUGAAAGCGCUCCACAGAUCAUAUACUAUCUGAUGAUCACUGCAGAGAGAAGAAAGAUUAGAAAUUUGAGAGUAUUUGUGUUAAGAGAAGUUAGAGGUUUGAGUAAUAAAAAGGCCUCUUUGCACACUUUCUAGUAUAGGAUUUUAUGUCACAGAUUUUUAAAAGUCAGAAUUUAAAUUGUAUUUAACUAAAUAUAGAAAAUGAAGUAGAUUUUAAAAAAAUUUAUUAAAAUACAUCAUAUUCCAAGAGAGAGAAUGUAAAUUACCUCAUGUGAAUGUGAAUAAUAAGUACUUUGAUUUAUCAUCUACGAUUGAAUUGUAAGAAUUUUAAUACAAGCAUAACAACAAUAUCUAAUUCUUUCCCUCCAAACUAUAUUUAUAAAUUGAUUUAAGUGUACCUAGUCCUAUGCAGUUUAACACCAUAUAGCAAACAAUCCCUCUGUGUCUAUAAUGCAUUUGAUUUCUUUCCUUUUUUUAUGUCAAUGCUUUUGAUUUCUUGAAUUAAGGGAAUGUGUGAUAGAUAUAGAUUACGGAUAAGAUAACUAGAUAAUGACUCAUAUUAUCAGAGGAUGACCAGAAGGUUAUGAUUCCAAAUUGUAUGUACAUACAUGACUGCUCAUUUGGAUGAAGUAGGGUGGGACGACCAACCAGCCAAGACUUUUCGGAUAUGCUUCCAUUAAUAGGGCCAUCUUCAUUGUUCAAUACGUGGCAUUCCCAUCACAGACAGAGAUAACCCUGUUUGUUCCCUUUUAAAGUCCUUUGCCUAAAAUUUAACCAACUAAUCCUCUUAAUAACAAAUUUCAUAUUGAAAUAAGAACUAAUAUUUCAGUAAAAACACUAAAAAAGACAAUAUAAUUUUUUCUGGGGUGUGUGUUCCUCGGAUUUGCUUUCAUCCUACAUUAUUGGGUACUAGAAACUGCUAACCUCGUGCUACAAAUGAAGGGUAUCACGUAAAGAUAGUGAUGGGAGUUGGAACUCAUUCUUUACAAAUGUAGAUAAGACUUAGUGUCAUCCUCAUCCUUUCAAUUUAAUAUCCAUCUUGGUGAGGUUAU
Abrus precatorius (Indian licorice) is the source of this 2430-nucleotide messenger RNA. RefSeq names its product mini-ribonuclease 3. The record is from RefSeq and is a predicted model, not a curated record. Gene Ontology annotation, molecular function: ribonuclease III activity. Gene Ontology annotation, biological process: RNA processing. Lineage: Eukaryota; Viridiplantae; Streptophyta; Magnoliopsida; Fabales; Fabaceae. The coding region runs from base 16 to 750 and encodes 244 amino acids. The transcript is spliced from 7 exons.